This is a messenger RNA of Rhododendron vialii, 4839 nucleotides long. RefSeq lists its product as uncharacterized. The transcript has 5 exons. The record is from RefSeq and is a predicted model, not a curated record. NCBI's taxonomy places the organism in Eukaryota, Viridiplantae, Streptophyta, Magnoliopsida, Ericales, Ericaceae. Bases 663 to 4715 code for a protein of 1350 amino acids.
CGAACACUACCGAAGCCAAACAACAAUAACAAUCCGCCUCUGCACUGCUCUCUCUCUCUCUCUCUCUCUCUCUCUCUCUCAGAUUCCCAUCGCAUUUUCUUCUCUCGUCGACCCUCUACUUCUCCAUCCAUAUAAACUCUCUCUCUCUCUCUCUCCCCCCUCGUUUCUGCCGAUUUUCUCUCUCUACAGUCAGCCGCCGCCGCAACGCAUUCAUACAAAUUCUGCGACAAUCCGCUGAUCUAUCGCGGCCGACGACUUCGGUAUCCGGUGAUCCGUUUAACCGGUGACAUCUCUUUUAUUUUUUAUUUUUUAUUUUUUUUGGGUAAGUUAAAUUUAUUUCACCAAAACAAACACAACCCUUACAUCAAUUUGAAUUUUUUAUUGUUCGGCAAUCAAAGUUGGGAAAAACUAGGGUUUUGUUUAGAAUUUAACUUCUUCCUGUUUUGCUGUAUUCGUGCUGUUGUACGAUUAUGCUGCCCUGGAGUAGUUCGCGUCACAAGUUAUCACCAACGGCGCAAUCUAAGUUCCAAGGGUACUGAAGAGCAAACUAGGGUUGAGGAAUCUAUUUGAAAUUGUUAUUGUUUGGGGAUAAGGGUUGAGAAAACUAGGGUUUUGGAUUUGAGUUUUUCUUUGGUUGGUUGUGUUGGUGCUGUUUUACAACUAUGCCCCGGAGUUCGCGACACAAAUCGCACAAACAGAGCAAACACGGUUCCAAAGAGGGUAAAGAGAACUCGGGAUCGGAAAAAGAGGAUGUGAAGAAGAUGAAGGAUAGGAACAACAGUGAAGGUUCAGUUAGGGUUUCUAGGGAUUUGGGUUCGAGCGAGAAGCGGAAACUCAGUUCGUCUGGUCGCGAUAAUGGCGGUAUGGAGGGAGAGUAUGUGGCUUCCAAGAGGCGUAAAGAGAAGGCCGAUGAUAGGUGGACUGGCGGUGGGGAUGCAGAAGACAGCGGUGCAACAGUAGUGAAAGGAGAAGUUUUGAGGAUUGAUGGGGAGAAUAAGUCGAAACCCUUGGUUGAUUCGAAGAGGGUUGAGGGAGAGAAUAAGUCGAAACCUUUGGUUGAUUCAAAGAGAGUUGAGGGAGAGAAUAAGUCGAAACCUUUGGUUGAUCCGAAGAGGGUUGAGGGAGAGAAUAAGUCGAAACCUUUGGUUGAUCCGAAGAGGGUUGAAGGAGAGAAGUCAAAACCUUCGGGGGAUUCUAAGAGUAAAAGCAGUAGAAGGCACGAAAGUGGUAGUGAGAAGAAAGAUGAGAAUGUGGGUUUAUUAGCGGAGAAAGAGGAGAGUAAGAGUAGUACAAGCAGAGUUGAUUCGAAGAGGAAGUCUGAAAAAGAUUCCGGGCCAAAAGAGGUGCAGCAGAAUAAGGAUUCAAAGGAUAAGGAUUCGAAAGACAAGGAACGGGGAUUAGAGAGGGAGAGGAAGAGUAUUCAGGACAUUAAACGCGAAAAGGAGGCUGCUACUGUUGACGUUGAAGCGGCUAGGAAACAAGGGGAAGAGCGACAAGGAAAACGCGGUAGAGAAAAUACGGAGUAUCCUCUACAGGAUGAGGUACGGAAUCCUGAGCUAGAGAAGGAACUCGAGAGACGUAUGAGGAAGAGAGGAGAUGGCUCUACUGAUAAAGAUAAAUAUCAUGAUGUUGCAAAAGAAAGUGAAGAUGGACGACUAUCUUCAAGGGGAGAGCGUGCCAAGGAUGGAAGGCACAAGGAUGAAAAGCAUAAGGAUGGAGGUUCUGGAGAUAAGCACCGCGAAGAUAGUGAGAGAGGUAGUAGACACAGAGAUGACAAGUAUAGGGAAAACGCUGAGAGAGAUGGAAGACACAGGGAUGUUAAGUAUCGUGAAGAUGGUGACAAAGACUAUAGACACAAGGACAAUAAAUACCGUGAAGAUGGUGAGAGAGAGAAUAGGCACAAGGAUGAAAAGUUCCGCGAAGAUAGUGAGAGAGAUAAUAGGCGCAAGGAUGAUAAGUACCGUGAAGAUGUUGAUAGAGAUAGAAGACAGAGGGAUGAUAAGUACCGUGAAGAUGGUGACAGAGAAAAAAGACAGAGGGAUGAUAAGUACCGUGAAGAUGGUGACAGAGAUAUUAGACAUCGGGAUGAUAAGCAUCGUGAAGAUGGUGAUAGAGAUUAUAGGCAUAGGCGUGAUAAGUACCAUGAGGAUGGGGAAAGAGAUAAUAGACGCAGGGAUGACCGGCAUGUGGAAGAUGGUCACAUGGAUGGCAAAACCAGGGAAGAGAAGAAUUGGGAAGACAUUGGUAGAGACAGUAGAUACAGGGAGGGAAUGCAAAGAGAAGAUGAUGAGAAAGAUAAGAAGCUUCGGGAUGUUGACUACCGGGAUGAACAGUCCUCUAGAGAUCGCACAAGUGCUAAGUCUGAUAUCAAACAUUUGAGGGAUGAAAAUAAUGCUGCAGCAGAACUACAUCACAGGAAAUUGAAUAAUCGCGAUGCUAGCCCAAUUUUUGAUGAUCAGAGUUCCAGAUACAAAGAUGAUAAAGGAAGGAGGAGAACCAGUGAUAGGGAGGACCAUGGUGAUUUCAGAUCCCGUAGUAAUAUCAAAGAGCAAAAUUAUGAAGGAGAAAAGAGAUCUUUGAGCAGUAUGAGAGUAGAUUUGGUUGGUGAUAGAGGAAGAUCUAACUCACAUAACACCGCUUUGGAGGUUAGUGCGAACCACAGUAGACGGAGGAAUUCUCCUGGCUCUAGCUCUCAUGCCAUAAAAGAUCAUUACAGGAUUCCAAAGCAUGAAGAAUCAAGGAGUAGGGACUAUAUUCGUGAAGAGAGAAUUAGGCAUAAUGUAACCUCUAGCAAGGAGUACGCUGAAAAGGCUCCAUUGUCUCGGUCUAUUGAUAAAACCCUUCACAAGGAUGAUGUCCGUUUGGUUGAGUUUUCUGCUGAAAGGCAUCCAAAGGAAGAUGCUCACUCUUCGCCCUUACAUUUGGUGGAUAUAUCACCAUCAUCCACAAGUACUGACCGCAGACAGUUGAAUAGAUCCGGCGUUAGGCGAAAUCUUGAUAUUGAGGACUCAGGGCAGAGAAGUGGUGGUUCAAGAGAUGCAAAGAGCCCAUCUCAAACAGAUGGGGACAACAAGUCUGUAUCUUCACCUUUUAGUAGAACUGGUAACUUCUCUAAUAAUCCCAGGUCCCUUCUUCCUCCUCCACCCCCCUCCAGAAUGGGGGCUGACAGCCCCCUAGUUUCGGGCUCUUUUGAAGACGACAAUAGAAGUAAGCCAAACAACCGUCAUAGGAGGAUUGGCGAUCCCACCAUCGGAAGAGCACAAGGAAGUCCUUGGAGAGGUGUCCCCAACUGGUCUUCCCCUGUGCCAAAUGGCUACAUUCCGUUCCAGCACGGCCCAACUCAAGUUUUCCAUCCAGUUAUGCAGCAGUUUCCUGCUCCUCAUAUGUUCGGUCUUAGACCUCCUCCAAUGGAAUUGAACCAAUCUGGGGUUCCUUACCAUGUCCCUGAUGGUGAUAGAUUCUCUGGGCAUGGGCGUCCGCAUGGUUGGCGGCAUACGGUGGAUGAUCCCAUCCAUGGAUGGGAUGCAAGUAAUGCUGUUUAUGGAGAUGAACCUCAUAUCUAUGGGAGACCGAGUUGGGACCAGAAUAGUAGAAACAUUACAGGUGGUCGGGGGUGGGAGACAAGUAAUGGAGCCAUGUGGAAAGGGCAUAACAGUGGUCCAAGCACAGAGUUGCCAUCUUCACUAGAUAUAGGUGAUUAUUUAACUCGUGGACAAGCAGAUGAGGUUUGGUCUGGCCAGUCAGGUCUUAAAGCUCAGAACGAUGAAAAACAUCCCAAUGCUCAGGUGGAGAGCAUGCACGUUGACCAGUUGAAUGACGUUGAAAAGAAUACUUGUGAAACUCCCAAAACUAUUCCUGAGGAGAAGCCCAACCUUCCAAGAAAAGAGGAUACUUGUCCUUCACGUCUUUAUCUUUCCAUGCUUGACAUUUCACCUGAUCUUACGCAACCUGAAUUAUAUAACCAGUACACAAAUUUGGUGGGUAUGGAUCAGAACACUAUUUCUGACGAGGAUGAUUCCAAGUUUUUGCUUGUGGAGGUGGCUAUGGACGCCACAGCAAACCUCUCGAAUAAAAGUUCAUGUGCUUCACUUUUUCCUACCUUGAAUAGUUCUGUUUUGCAGAAAGCCAUGUCCCUGUACAAGAAGACAAGAGAAGAAGUCAGGGCUAUAAAUGGAGAUAAUGUGCCCAUUUUCAAUGUGGAGAAUCUCGUGUCAGCUGUUGCAUUGGAUCAAGAGGGAGCACUUUCAAAUGAUAAACCAGGAGAUGUGGUAGAGUGUGAUCAGCAAGAAGCAGUUUUUGCUUCAGCUUUAAACAAAAUGAAGACAGAAAUGUCUCCUGAAAUCACCACUGAGAAGAUAGACGCACCAGUUCUGGGUGAUGAUCAGGAGAAAUCGGAGGCCGCAAUUGCAGUUCCAAAGAAGGUGAAAGUGGAGGUUGAUCUGGUUUCGCAGCAGCAGGGGACACUGAAUUCCGUUGUGGAAGACAAAUCUUCUUCUCCAGAAAAUGUAGAAAGAUCCGAUGCCCGUUCACCUUGUAAGGUUGAAGAGGUGAAUGAGGCUAGCAACUCCAAAGGCAACUGCUCUAUCGCUAAUGAUGUUAAUUGUGGUCUCUCGCUUUUUCCUGACGUUUCUAAGGAGGCAGUGAUGCCAGAGUCGGUCGAGUCUGAGUCAGUAAAUUUAAGUCGGAUACAUCAAUCUCCUGAAAGUACACAUUGAGACAAUUUAUUUGCGCUGCAAGUUUUUGAAAUGCCUUUCGUUCGUUUUGAAAUAAUGCAGUCUAUAAUGUCGUCCAUGCUUGCUGCAUUAUCUUUAGUUCGUUAAUAAAACUUGUGUUCUUCAA